This is a messenger RNA of Hevea brasiliensis (rubber tree), 1313 nucleotides long. Its product is annotated as protein HAPLESS 2. The transcript is spliced from 3 exons. The record is from RefSeq and is a predicted model, not a curated record. NCBI's taxonomy places the organism in Eukaryota, Viridiplantae, Streptophyta, Magnoliopsida, Malpighiales, Euphorbiaceae. Bases 609 to 1313 code for a protein of 234 amino acids.
UUGUACACGACAGUUAUGUUUGUGUUUCAUUGCCAUCUUCACAGUAUUUGCAAAUUUGGUUUAGUGCCUUAAAAAGCCAGAAAGUUUUAGUGCAGCAAACAUUAAUAGUCUCAACACAGCACAUCUGAUUCUGAUGGAGAACCUUUGUUUCGACCCAUAAUCACCAACGUAAAACAGUAACCUCUCACUCUCUGACACACCACACACAGACUAUAUUUCAUCAUUUGCAUGGUUUCGCCAGAUUCUGCCCUUCUUCUCACUUUUACAUGCAACAAUUAAGAGUUUAUCUGGUUCUUUGAGACAUUCAAAUUUUUUUUUUCCAAUUUUAUGCACUGAAUUAUAUUAUUUUUCCCUCAUAAAGUGGAAAGGAAAUGUAGACACGGUUCAUGGGAACGACACAUAUAUGUACAGGAGUUGUAUAUGACAAGGAAAGCCUAAUAAGGGUUUCUUGACUUCUUCUGUAUCCUACUUCUGGAAUUUGUUUACUUUCUUUAGUUGUUUUGGUCUUGAUUGCAGAGGUGAGCAAAAUUAAGAAACAAAACGUAAGGGUUUAGUGAAUUCUUUGGGACUGUUUGAAUACUUUGACCGGUGAAUUACUUCGCCAGUAGAUGGGUAAUAUAAUUAAAUCGUUCACUUCUGGUUUCACUCAAGUAAUAAGCAAUCUUUUCACCUCUCCACUCGAUUUUCUUGCUGGAAAAUCUUGCAGUUCAGUUUGUGGGUCAACAUGGGAUUUUAUUUGUUACAUAGAAAAUUUCUGCAUUGCAAGUCUGUUGAAGUUAGCCAUGGUUCUGGCUCUGUUCUACAUAGUGCUCUUAUUCUUCUAUCUCUUGUACAAACUGGGUAUCUGCGAGUGUGUUGCUCGUAGCCUCUGGAAAAUGUUAUGGGCAUGCAUGGUUUCUUGGUUCUCUUUAUGGGAAUACUGUUGCUUUUGCUUGUGUGAUACUCUUACAAUGCUCAAAAGGGUAAGCCAUCACCACACAAAACAGUUCAGUAGUGAUGAGUUUGAUACAAGCGAAGACGACUAUCAUUAUGCACCUAACAGAACCUUGGAGAUGAGGAGAUCACUGUCUGGAGAAAUGAGGGAUUACAGGAGAGUUCAUCACUUGAGGAAAUCUCUGAGGCCAAGAAGUCAUCGGAUUCGAGUAGGAUUUAGCAAAGAAUCAGAGUUUAGUACUUAUGGCAGAAAUUACCUCCUUAAUAAGCAUAGAAAUCAUGGUAGUACAGUCCAUAAUAUUAGGGUGAUUCACUCAUCAAAGUUUGCAAGGAAAGGUACAAAUCUCAGGCCAAAGAUUUAUUCAAGAGUAAGGUGGUGA